Molecule: messenger RNA, 1092 nt
Organism: Adineta ricciae
Lineage: Eukaryota; Metazoa; Rotifera; Eurotatoria; Adinetida; Adinetidae
Source: the annotation of a GenBank genome assembly
AUGAUUUGUCCUCGAAUAAAACACGUCAUUCGGAUAUUCAACAUGACGGCUGAUCUUCCUCUUGUCAGCGUACAAGAAGUCUUAAAUUGCUCCUUUACCGUUUGGUAUCCUCUAUUCAAGAAGCAUUCGUUCAAAAGUGUUAUCCUUAAAUUAACUGAUGAUGUUCUAGCGUAUCUUCGUUCGGAUGAGUUCUAUCUUCCCACUAGUGCCAACAAAGCGAUGGAUGAUAUGCGCAAUAAGAAUGCGGAAACGACAUCGUCAGAUGACGAUGAUAAAGACAAUGAUUGGUCCGACGAUGGUGCGGAUGAAACAAAACAGAUUUCUUUUCCAGAACUCGAACAACAAAUCAAAGAUGUACUUGAAGAGUACGAUGCCGUUUUUCCAAAACUCAACUGGAGCAGUCCAAAGGAUGCUCGAUGGAUGAUUGGUGAUAGUCGAUUGAAGUGCACAAAUUUAGCUGAUAUAUUCUUACUUUUGAAGAGUUCAGAUUUUAUUACUCAUGAUCUUUGCGAACCUUUCAAAUACUGUCACGAUGAGAAUGAAGAUUUACUGUCGACAAUUCAAUAUGCACUUGUACUAAGAAAAUGGUCUGCGUUACAGCCAUCGAAAGAAUUUCGUUGUUUUAUCAAAAAUAAUCAAAUUAUUGGUGUUUGUCAACGUGAUAGUGAAAAUUAUUACGAUUAUAUCGACAAAGCUGCGGAUGAAAUUCUCAAUGGUCUCACCGAAUUUUUCAACAUGACUAUCAAAGAUAAAUUUCCAUCCGCUGACUUUGUUGUUGAUAUAUACCGUAAAGAUUCGAAUAAACUAUACAUUAUUGAUUUCAAUCCAUGGGGUCCGAUGACGGACAGCUUGCUAUUUGAAUGGCCAGAAUUGUUAACUCUAUCAACACAGAGCAACCUUGAAAAACCAGAUUUUCGAUUUAUCAAUGCACAAAAUGGUAUUCGACCAAAUAGUUACACACAAUAUGCUAUGCCUAAAGAUAUCGCUGACAUAUCUCGAGAGCGUGAUAUCAAUAAAUUAGCAGAUGUUUUAUCGAGUCAAAUACGCGUACAAAAUAAUGGCGCUGAUAGUGACAAUGAAGAUAAGAGUUGA